AUGUUUCUUCCACCGGAGAUCCUCCUCAGUAUUCUGGAGGAGCUGAAAACAGAUCGUAGUACAUUACAUAAUCUGCGACUCGUCGAUAAAUACUUUUGUCAGGUUGCAACGGAUAUUCUCUUCGGAGAUUUCAGCGUGCACUAUGGAUUCAGGCAUUCAGUCCCUCAGAUGAAGGCUAUCAUCAAUUCCCCGGGAUUACAACCAUACAUCCGAUCCUUGGAUUUGCCGAGCGAGUCUUUUUUUCCGAUUGCAAGGAAUUUCAAAUUGAGAGAUGGUGGAGGCUACAGAUUCCCGUGGUCUCGUGACUUGUCAAAAGAAGUCAACCCACCCGCCCGUCGUCAUUGCUAUGAACAGCAAACGGACUCGAAAGGCUAUCGUGGGUACUUGGAAGUUCCCACCAACAGGAAUGCAACGUUUAGUUUUGGUGUCAAACGAUAUCAAAAUGAAUAUGACAAAUACAUAAAAACCCUAACACAGUUCCUAAAAACCUGUGUGAAUCUACGGACAAUUCAUAUCACAACUGGAUUAGGCUAUGAGGCUGAACGUUCAGAAGCUUGGUGCACGAUGAUCGGAAGCCGGGUGUUCCCUAUAUUGGCGGAACAGGGGAUCAAAAGGCUUGAUAUGUCGUUAGCAUCAGGCGACUGCCUUUUCAAAAUUUUGCAAUGGUACGGCCAGGAUACGGCGAAUGGUCCUAGUCAGAUACCCGUGCUUUCAAGCGUUACGUCCCUAUCUAUCAAAAUCGAUCGCGAAUGUGCCGCAUAUCAUCAAUUAUUUGAUAUGGGUGGACUUAAGAGACUAGACGGCUUUCUCUCCACCCUAUCAAACCUGACUACCUAUUCAAUAGGAAAUACAGAGUUAAGGCAACGAUCAAUAGAACUUCUGCCUACACAGUACACGCAACAUAACAUAACCUCCCUCACCCUGAGUUGCAUGUACUUAGGCGAAGAGACGUUUGACAAAUUCAAGUCUUCGAUUUCGUCGAUGCGGUUACUAACAAAUCUAACACUGGACACCAUCGCUCUCAGUUCAUCGGCGGAAUUUCAGGUAGACGACUACCCCGAACGAAAGCUUCCCAAAGCCAUGUCUUCACCUUCGCCCCCCGAAGCUUCUGCCUCACAAUUCUGCCUCUUUGACAGCAGUGAUGACUUGGUCAAUCCGUUUGGAUCAACUUAUCACCCUCCAACCAAUUUUAGUUUUGAUUUUGAUUCAUUUCUCAAUCCCCCAUCGAGGACGAUAACUGCGUAUGAACUCAAAAACUUUUCCGGCCUCUGGAAAGCCACCUUCACUAUGCUUCGAGAACGGCUGACCAAGCUCACCGAAUUCUCCUUUAAACGACUGGUAUAUACUACCCCGCGCCCGAUCGGUGGACGGAGUGCUCUACUGUUUAUCCCAGUCCAAGACCGGGAAGACUACAACAGAAGGGAUUUCCAGAAGUUCGCAAGAGGCACAUACAAUAUGGAGCUGAUCAGCACUCUUGAGAGUGAUUAUCUCGCCCUAGAAAGCCUUAGAAAUGAGGUUAACGAGCGGAGACACAAGUGCGGGUUAGUCGAGCUGAAAUGCGAAUCUAAAUCCGAGGGUUUUGGGGAGACAAACUCAGAAAAUGAUUCCGACCGUUUGAGCGAAGAAAUCCCGGGGUUUGAACAUCAAACGAAGGAUAAACGAAUUAUCCUACUUCGGUAUGAUAGUGUGUGGAAUGAUACUUCUUUGGAGACACCUGGUAUUAUCCCACCUACCAGGGAUAUAGAUUUACAGUAUUGGACGGUGUGGUAA
Molecule: messenger RNA, 1770 nt
Organism: Orbilia oligospora ATCC 24927
Lineage: Eukaryota; Fungi; Ascomycota; Orbiliomycetes; Orbiliales; Orbiliaceae
Exons: 3
Coding region: 1-1770 (589 amino acids)
Source: RefSeq, a predicted model, not a curated record